AUGUGGUGUCCGCCACGCCGGCGGCCGCGGCGGCGUGAGGAGGCCCCGCCCCUGGAGGGCGGUAGUACUGGGGCUGCGCAUGCGCGUGGUGGUGCGGUCGGAAUGAGCGGCCUCGGGAGGCUCUUCGGGAGAGAAUUAGGGUCCCCCGCCCCCGAUCGUCACCGUGACCGCCCCCCAACCCCGUCGGUCACCCAACGGCCGUCCCUUCCCGCCGCCGCAGGGAAGACGGAGCGGGGUCCGUCCCCGGAGGAGGCCAUCGGGAAGCUGCGGGAAACGGAGGAGAUUCUGCUGAAGAAGCAGGAGUUCCUGGAACAGAAGAUCCGGCGGGAGCUGCUGACGGCCAAGAAACAUGGGACCGAGAACGAGCGAGGUCGGGGGCCGCCCUGCGUCCGGAAGAAGCGUCCGGAGCAGCAGCUGGUCCGGACGGACGGGAGCUUGUCCACCCUGGAGUUCCAGCGCGAGGCCAUCGAGAGCGCCGCCACCAAUAAGCGCUUGGGAAGUACAAAUUGGCAACAUAUAGAGACAGUCCCUACCCAACAGUGGGCUCACAGUCGAAAAGCGGAGGUGCUGCACGCCCCGGGCCAGGCCGCCCACGCCUCGAGCGGAGCCCACCCGGACAUGGACAUGGACAAGGUGGACGAGCUGCUGGCCGACAUCACGGAGCAGCAGGACGUGGCGCGGCAGAUUUCGGACGCCAUCUCCCGCCCCGUGGGCUUUGGGGACGACGUGGAUGAAGAUGAGUUACUGGAAGAGCUGGAGCAGGAGGACCUGACCCCGGAGCUGCUCCGUGUGCGCGAUGAGAAGACGGAGGAGAGAGAGGAGGGACUCGACUUGCCCAGCGUGCCUUCGACCCACCUCCCCUCGGGCCCAGCUCCCAAAGAGGAUGAGGAAGAAGAGCUGAAGCAGCUCGCCGAGUGGAUGUCCUGACGGGAGGUGGGCCUUCCCUCCUUCCCUCUUUCCCCCAAUUCCCCGUGAAGCGCCAAGUACUGAACUGCAGGGACUGAGCUAAGGCUGGGCCGACCCCCACUCAGCUGUUGCAGGGCCCCGGGCCUCAAUAAAGCCGGCCAGGUGGAAAUCCCCGCCGUCCCCGUUUUCUUUCCGAGCUGCGGGGCGAUUUGGGCCGGGGGGGGCCCGUCGCGGAAUCAGUGGAAUCAGUUUUAUUUGUGGUAGAAAAGGCUCGGCGCGUCGGCACCCCCUACCCCGUCCCCCCAUCCCAUCCCAUCCCAUCCCAUCCCAUCCCACCUUCCCGCCCCUCAGCUGCCUUUUCCAGGGCUCCCGCCGGCGGGGGAGGUUUC
Tachyglossus aculeatus (Australian echidna) is the source of this 1295-nucleotide messenger RNA. It is a transcript of the gene CHMP4A, whose product is annotated as charged multivesicular body protein 4A. NCBI's taxonomy places the organism in Eukaryota, Metazoa, Chordata, Mammalia, Monotremata, Tachyglossidae. Gene Ontology annotation, biological process: vesicle budding from membrane; late endosome to vacuole transport via multivesicular body sorting pathway. The transcript has 8 exons. The record is from RefSeq and is a predicted model, not a curated record. Gene Ontology annotation, cellular component: ESCRT III complex; multivesicular body; cytoplasmic side of plasma membrane. Bases 1 to 927 code for a protein of 308 amino acids.